Molecule: messenger RNA, 6294 nt
Organism: Melospiza melodia melodia
Lineage: Eukaryota; Metazoa; Chordata; Aves; Passeriformes; Passerellidae
Gene: FOXO6
Product: forkhead box O6
Exons: 3
Coding region: 556-2397 (613 amino acids)
Biological process (GO): regulation of transcription by RNA polymerase II
Cellular component (GO): nucleus
Molecular function (GO): RNA polymerase II cis-regulatory region sequence-specific DNA binding; DNA-binding transcription factor activity, RNA polymerase II-specific
Source: RefSeq, a predicted model, not a curated record
GGUCCCCGGCCGAGGAUGCCGCCCGCCGCCGCUCGCUCCAGUUCAUCUGUUGCUGCCUGACCGCGCCGCCAGCCCGAUGGAUGCGGCCGCCCCCGCGCCCUGCCCGCCCGCAGCCGCCCCGCUGGCUACUGAGCCGGGAACCGCUCCGGAGCUCCGCGGCUGCUAAAAACCAAACCAAAACCAAAUCCGAACCAAAAAACACCCCCCAGCUUCGGGCCGGACUGGAGAGGCGGCCGAGGAGCAUGCAGCGUGUCCCCCGGCUCGGCGCUCCCGGCGCGGCGCCGGGCACAGCCGCCUCCUAAAGCCGCCGGAGCCGGGGCUCCCCGGACUCGGGGCUCCCCCCGCCAGGACCCGCGCACCCAGCGCCUCCUCCUUCCCUUCUCCCUCCAGCCGGGCAGGGAGCCCGCCUUCGCACUCCUCUCCCUCUCGAGAUUUUGGGUUUUUUGUUGUGUGUUUGGGUGGGUUUUUUUGGUUUGUUUUUUUUUUUUUUUUUUUUUGGGUGGAAACCGCCCGUAACUCCGGGGGGAGCUGUGGGGUGGCAGCGGGGAGGCGACCAUGGAAGAAAAGCUCCAGGCGCAUCAGGUGGAGAUCGACCCGGAUUUCGAGCCGCAGAGCCGUCCCCGCUCCUGCACUUGGCCUCUCCCCCACCCCGACUUGGAGGAGGAAGAUGGGGGCGCGGGGGGAACCCCGGCGCUGGCGGCCGGCGGGGACGGAGCGGAGAACGCGGCGGCGCCGGUGGAGCGCAGAGCGGCCGCCGCUCCCCCGCCGCCCCACGGCGCGGAUGUGGGGCAGCUCCGCAAGGCCAAGACCUCCCGGCGCAACGCCUGGGGCAACCUCUCCUACGCCGACCUCAUCACCAAAGCCAUCGAGAGCUCGCCGGAGAAGCGCCUCACCCUCUCGCAGAUCUACGACUGGAUGGUGCGAUACGUCCCCUACUUUAAGGAUAAAGGAGACAGCAACAGCUCGGCCGGCUGGAAGAAUUCCAUCCGGCACAACCUGUCCCUGCACACGCGCUUCAUCCGCGUGCAGAACGAGGGCACGGGCAAGAGCUCCUGGUGGAUGCUGAACCCCGAGGGCGGCAAGACGGGCAAGACGCCGCGGCGGCGCGCCGUGUCCAUGGACAACAACAGCAAGUUCCUGCGCAUCAAGGGCAAGGCCAGCAAGAAGAAGCAGCUGCAGGUGACGCAGGAGCGCGGCGAGGACAGCCCGUCCUCCCAGCAGCCCAAGUGGUCGGAGAGCCCCGCGUCCCACGCCAGCGACGAGUACGACGCCUGGGCGGACUUCAGGACGCGGGCCAGCUCCACGGCCAGCACGCUGAGCGGGCGCCUCUCGCCCAUCAUGGCCAACCACGAGCCGGACGAGCUGGAGGAGGACGACGGCACCCCCUCGUCGCCGCUGAUGUACCCCAGCCCUUCCAGCACCAUGUCUCCUUCCCUGAGCGCCCGCUGCUCCGUGGAGCUGCCCCGGCUGACCGACCUGACCGGCACCAUCAGCCUGAACGAGAGCCUGGGGGAGAGCAUGCUGGAGGACCUGCAGGACGGCUACAGCAUGAGCCCCUCGCAGCAGCUCCCCCCGGCCGCCCUGCGGCAGAGGAGCUCCAGCUUCACCUUCAACUCCAAGUGCUCCAGCAUGGGGGCCGCCUCCAACACCUACUGCGGGACCAUCUACAGCCAGCCGGCCAUGGGCCUCAUGCGGCGCCUGCCCAUGCAGACCAUCCAGGAGAACAAGCAGGCCACCUUCUCGCCCGCCAGCUCCUACAGGAACGCCUCGCUGCAGGACCUGCUCUCCUCCAUCUCCUACGCGCACAAGGAGAGCAUGGUCCCGGGGGAGCUGCCCCCGCUGCCGCAGGCCAGCCCCAUGGUGCCGGCCCGUGGCCACAGACACAACCCGCUGCUGUGCGGGGCUGGAGAGCAGGCCCUGUCCUCCUACCCGCCCCACCCGGGCUCUCUGAUGAAGAGCAACGCCCUGUACCACCCGUCACCAGCCGGCCACCACCCUGCGGUCAGCACCAGUGCCUUAGCCAAUCCUGUCAGCCUUAUGAGCCUGCCCAGUGAGUCGUGCAGCAUGACGGCCGUGCCGCACCACCACGGGCACCUGCAUCCCUACGCCAAUAGCCAAGGGGCACACAUGAGCCUGCUGGAUUCGCUGCAGGGCCCCUACCCGGGGGCCGUCCACCCGCCCGUGUUGGGCCAGGACAGGUUCCCAGCAGACCUGGACCUGGACAUGUUCAACGGGAGCCUGGAGUGCGACGUGGAGUCCAUCAUCCUCAAUGACUUUAUGGACAGCGAUGAGAUGGAUUUCAACUUCGACUCGGCGCUCCCGCCGCAGAACGGGCUCAACGUGCCCGCGCUGCCCGGGGGCCCGCAGCCCACGAACCAGAGCUGGGUGCCCGGGUGACCCUGCCCCUGCUCGGGCUCGCCACCGGGAAGCCACCAGGGGAACAUUGAGACUCACUGUUUUUUUUUUCCUUUCUCUUCUGCCUUUGUUUGUUGAGAUAGGCGAGAGCCAUCGGUCUGAGCUUAAGGUCGAACACGAAACACAAACCGGAGGGUGAAAUGUUGAGAUGGGGGAGGACGCCCAGCCCCAGGUGUGCCAGGUCCUGCCAGCAUCCUCUGGAGGACACAGGGCAGGUGGGAGGGAGAGGCAGCUGGAGCCAGGCAGAUCCAGGGUGGUGGCAGGAAGGGAAAGCCUUUCUAGACAGUCCCAGUGCCCCAUGGUGCCAGUUGGGUUUGUCCUUGGGCUGGGGGACAGAGUGGUGGUGGCUGGUGCUGUGGGACCCCUGGGGAAGACCUCUUCUCUGAGCCACCUUGGGAAAUGAGUCCUCUGGGCAGAAGUGUCAGGAGUGGGGACCCUGCCCCAGGGCAAGGAGGGGCUCGUGGCCUCUCAAUCCUGGUGGAGAUGGGAGCUCUGCUGAGCCCACCCCCCAGGGCAGCUCUGCUGGGUGUCCUGGUGGCUGCAGGCAGGGUUCCUGGCCGAGCAGUGAGCAGGGGGUGGUGAUGGUGUGCAGCCAGCAGCUCUGGAGCAGCCCCUGGCAGCCCUUGGGGGUGCAGGAGAAGCUGCAGCCCCUGCCCAGAGCAGGCUGGGCACGCUCCAGGGGGUCCUGGUGGCAAUGAGGGACCCCUGGGCUGGCACUGAGGGACCCCUGGGCUGGAGGCUCAGGGGCAGCUCGCAGGGGCGGGGAGGGGGAAGUAUUUAUUUGAUUUCAUGCACUCUUUUGCCAUUGAGUUUUUGCAUUGGAAGGAAGAAAAGGGUCGAGCUUAGGGAGAGGAGAGAGGCCGUGGGCGAUGUGUCCCAUCACAUGGGACACACACAUGUGUCCCAUCACAUGUGUCCCACAAGAUGGCUCAUCUUGGCUUGGCUGGUGGCUGUGUCCCAUCACAUGGCUCAUCCUGGCUUGGCCGUGGGGGUGUUGGAUGUUGGGGUGGAAGCUGGGGGCUGUGCUGUGGGCCACCCUCCAGGAGGGGCUCUGUGUGUGUGAGGAGGGAGGGAUGUGGUGGCCCAGGCCUCUGGAUGCAGCGUGGGGUCCAUCCUGCUCCAAGCUGGGGUGACCCACAUUGCUCAGGGAGGUGCCACGGGGGCUCCUGGGGGGUCAGUGCCACCAGGGCUCUCACUGCCCACCCCUGGGGUGCCAGGAGCUGUCAGCAAGAGGGGUGCACCCACCUGCCAGGGGCUGGGGCUCCGUGGGGGUGAGGACCACAACUCACACACGGUCCUGCUGUGUGUCAGGACCCCAGACUGACCCCACUCUGUGGGGCAGGAGAGGGCCAGGGGUGUCCCAGCCAUUCCACACGGCUGCCAGGAGCAGCAGGGUUGGGAGGGGGUCAGGCUGGUGAGCGCCUGGUCUGGAGAGGAUGGAGGGGCUGGGAGGAGGAGCUGGGAGCUGCUGCUGUGUCCUGUGGGGUCUCUGCUCAGCUUUUCUGCUCCUGGGCACCACAGGCUCUGUGUGACCCCCGGGCCCUGGUCAGUGCACAGAACCAGCACAUUUUCCCAGCCCAGCUCUUCCUUCCCCAGAGCUGGGUCCCAGCCAGCCACAGGGACAGUGUCAGGGAAUGGGGACCCAUGGGUGGCACCUCCUGCUCCUCUCCUGACCCACAAGGCUGUGACAGAGGAGCCCAGUGUGCCACUGCCACCUUCACCCAGGGCACACGGCAGGCACGGUCUCUAAAGACAUCCUUUACAAGUUAAUUAAUUAUGUUUACAUUAUUUGAUCAUGUACAGAAUUUAAUAUAUUCUAUUAUAUAUAAUCUUUCUUGAAUGCUUUUUUUUAAGAAAAGGAUUAUUUGGUCAGGAUCAUUACCGCAUUCCUUUUAUAAACACCACCUCUCCUUUCAGGCAUCUUUCAAAUCCUUGGAAACUGAUUGCAAAUGGCUCUUUAACCCCUGAACCCCCAGUUCAGCACAUGGUGAGAGGGACCCAGAGGCAGGAGCAAACUGGGGCCUCUGCCCCCCAGGAAUGGGAGAAAGGGAUGGAGUCCUGGGUUCUCCAGGUGUCUGAUCUCUAGGAAUGGGAGAAAGGGAUGGAGUCCUGGGUCCUCCAGGUGUCUGAUCUCUAGGAAUGGGAGAAAGGGAUGGAGUCCUGGGUCCUCCAGGUGUCUGCCCCCCAGGAAUGGGAGAAAGGGAUGGAGUCCUGGCUUUUCCAGGCAUCUGCCCCCCAGGAAUGGGAGACAGGGAUGGAGUCCUGGGUCCUCCAGGUGUCUGAUCUCUAGGAAUGGGAGACAGGGAUGGAGUCCUGGGUUCUCCAGGUGUCUGAUCUCCAGGAAUGGGAGAAAGCGAAGGGCUCCUGGUUCUUCUAGGUAUCUGCCCUCCAGGCACAGAUCCAGCAGCACACCAGCAUGCCGAGCAGCACUCGGGCAGUUGGAGAUGGGAUUCUCCCAUGCUGGGGUCCCUGAGUCCCCUCCGGUGUCACAGACACUGGCUGGCCAUCAGUGUGAUGGGGGAGCCACCCCAACAGCAGGAGGGAAGUGUCCCCUUGUCCCCAGAACAGGAGGGAAGUGUCUCCUUGUCUCCAGCAGCAGGAGGGAAGUGUCCCCAGCACUGGAGGGAGGUGUCCCCUUAGUGCAGUACAACAUCCCCUUGUCCCCAGCACAGGAGGGAAGUGUCCCUUUGUCCCCAAACUGCAGGAGAGAAGUGUCUCUGUGUCCCCAGCAGCAGGAGGGAGGUGUCCCCUUGUCCCCAGCAGCAGGAGGGGAGUGUCUCUUUGUACCCAGAACAGGAGAGAAGUGUCCCCAGGAGCAGGAGGGGAGUGUCCCCUUAGUGCAGUACAACAUCCCCGUGUCCCCAGCACUGGAGGGAAGUGUCCCUUUGUCCCCAAACUGCAGGAGAGAAGUGUCCCUGUGUUCCCAGCAGCAGGAGGGGAGUGUCUCUUUGUACCCAGAACAGGAGGGAGGUGUCCCCAGGAGCAGGAGGGGACAAUACAACAUCCCCUUGUCCCCAGGAGCAGGAGGGGAGUGUCCCCUUAGUGCAGUACAACAUCCCCUUGUCCCCAGCACAGGAGGGGAGUGUCUCUUGUCCCCAGCACUGCAGGGAGCUGUCCCCGUGCCCGCCGUGCCGCCCCGUGCCCCUGCCCCGCUGCGUGGGCACGGCCCCUGGCCAAGCUGUGUCGUGGUUCGUGACCGUGGGGUUGUCGUGUGUGCGGUGCAGUCGUGUUGGUAACGUCAGUCCGUCAGUCAGUCAGUCAGUCAGUCAGUCAGUCAGUCAGUGGUGUGUUCAGUGCCCUGCGGGGCGAGGGGCGGCUAUGGGCACCCCCGGGGGGGCUGCAGGGCUGGGUGGCACAGCUGGCCCUGCCACAGAGCGCCAGGGCAGGUGGGGCUGUGUGUCCGGGUGGGUGCUGGUGAUGGACUGGGGGUGGCUAGCAUGGCUGUGCCCCCCUGUGACUGUCGCUGUGGGGAAGGGGGCACCCUCCAGGGCUUUGUGUCACUGCCUGAUGCUCUGAGUUCCCUCUCUGCAAUCAGCCACCCCACAUCCCACCUCACUGACCUCCAUCCUCUCCAUCAGCCAUUCCCCUCUGGGACCAGGAGCUCCCUCCCUGCUCCCACCCUGCCCUGCCUGGAGCCAGUGUGGGGGGACACCCAGGACCCCCCAGUUUGCUUCCCCUGGCGGUUUUGGGCCCGUUUCCCUCGUAUUUAUAACUGUACAGACUGGGGGGGAGGGUCUCAUCUCUCACACACAUUUAUUGUAGGCAAUGGUAACUUUCUUGGUUGUGCUAUUAGAGUUUGUGUAUGUGGCAAUGUAAAGAACUGUGUAUAGUGCAUUGUACAGCAUAUUUUCAUGAAUAAAAUUGUUUUAAAUAUUACAA